CAAACAAAUCUCUUCCGUUUCCUUUUUACUCUCGCGGCCCAUGCUCACCGCCAUUAAUGGCUAUUUCUACACUAUGAAACAAUGAAUAUGUCAUCUGGGCCACCGCCGGAGCAGCAACCGCAACAGCAAGAACCGCCGUCAAGACCACCACAGCUAGUUCGGAAACUUGUGGUGGAAAUUCUUGACGCACGGAAUCUACUACCAAAGGAUGGGCAAGGGAGUUCCAGUCCGUAUGUUGUUGUGGAUUUUGAUGGUCAGAAGAAGCGGACUUCGACUGUGUGUAGAAAUCUUAACCCAGAAUGGAACGAGGGUCUGGAAUUCAUCAUUUCGGAUCCCAGAACGAUGGAGUUUGAGGAGCUAGAUAUUGAGGUUUUCAAUGAUAAGAAGCUGAGUAAUGGGAAUGCGAGGAAGAAUCAUUUUUUAGGGAGAGUGAAGUUGUAUGGAAGCCAGUUUGCGAGGAGAGGAGAAGAGGGUUUGAUAUACUUCCCUUUGGAGAAAAAGAGUGUUUUUAGUUGGAUUAGAGGUGAGCUGGGUUUGAAGAUUUAUUACUAUGAUGAAAUGGUGCAGGAAGAGGAGCCGCCACCGCCGCAGCCGGAGCAACAGCAGCAGCAGCCUCCUCCGCAGGAAGAAAUGAAGAAGACCCCUGUUUUCGUUGUCAUGGAAGACCCCCGCCAGAGGAUGCUAGAAAUUCCUAUGCCCACGGAGGUUGCUAUGGAAGCGCAGGAACAAUCUCCACCCAUCGUAACGAUAGAGGAAUCUCCUCCACCGAUGAAUAUGCCGCCGGAACAGCAGCAGCAGUGUAGUCACCGGCAUGAGGAGGGUCCACCAAUGAUGAGUGGUCCACCGAUGAUGAGUGUUCCUGUUCCACCACCUGAGUACCCACCACAGGAGGUGAAGAGGAUGCAGGCAGGGAGAGCUGGAGAAAGAGUGAGAGUUAUGAGACGGCCAAACGGAGACUAUUCACCUAGGGUGAUAUCCGGAAAAGUCGGCGGAGAGUCAGAAAGAAUUUCGGCGUUCGACCUCGUUGAACCAAUGCACUAUCUAUUUGUUAAAAUUGUGAAAGCUAGAGGUCUUGCUCCGAGUGAAAGCCCAUUCGUGAAGAUCCGUACAUCUAACCAUUUUCUCCGAUCGAAACCCGCCAUUAUCCGGCCUGGCGAACUGUUGUCGAAUCCAGAGUGGCAGCAGGUCUUCUCCCUAGGCCACAACAAGCAAGAGUCUACCAAUUCAACACUUGAAAUUUCAGUUUGGGAUAGCGCGUCGGAUCAUUUCCUUGGUGGAGUCUGUUUCGACCUCUCCGAUGUGCCAGUCAGAGAUCCACCGGAUAGUCCUCUUGCUCCUCAGUGGUAUCAUCUCGAAGGUGGCGCCGAUGACCAACACAAAGUUUCCGGCGACAUUCAACUCUCCGUCUGGAUUGGAACUCAAGCAGACGAUGCAUUUCCUGAAUCGUGCAGCUCAGACGCACCGUGCGUGGCUCAUACUCGCUCAAAAGUCUAUCAAUCUCCCAAGCUAUGGUAUCUUAGAAUCACAGUGAUUGAAGCUCAGGACCUUCAUAUAGCUCCAAAUCUACCGCCGUUGACGGCACCGGAGGUAAGAGUCAAAGCUCAGCUAGGGUUUCAAUCCGUGAGAACUCGGAGAGGGACAAUGAAUCAUCACAGUUCAGUGUUCCACUGGAGCGAAGAUUUAAUCUUCGUCGCCGGUGAGCCACUUGAAGAUAGCCUCAUCUUGCUUGUAGAGGACCGUACGACGAAGGAUCCAGCCCUUCUAGGGCACAUAAUAAUUCCUGUGAGCUCGAUUGAGCAACGGCUCGAUGAGCGACUCGUGCCAGCCAAGUGGUUCGGAUUGGAAGGUGGACCAGGUGGGGCCUACUGCGGGAGGCUACACUUGAGGAUGUGCUUAGAAGGAGGAUAUCACGUGCUGGAUGAAGCAGCUCACGUGUGUAGUGAUUUCAGGCCCACGGCUAAGCAGCUAUGGAAGCCGGCUGUUGGUAUUUUGGAGCUGGGUAUUCUUGGAGCUCGCGGGUUGUUACCCUUGAAAUCCAAGGGUCCGGGAAAAGGAUCCACGGAUGCUUACUGUGUUGCCAAAUACGGGAAGAAAUGGGUCCGGACUCGGACCAUAACCGAUACCUUUGACCCGCGUUGGAACGAGCAGUACACAUGGCAAGUAUACGAUCCUUGUACAGUUCUUACAAUUGGAGUAUUCGACAAUUGGCGUAUGUUUGCUGAUAGUGGUGAAGAUAAGCCUGAUUACCGUAUAGGAAAAGUACGUAUACGAGUCUCUACAUUGGAGAAUAACAAAGUGUACACAAAUUCCUAUCCGUUAUUAGUUCUGUUGCGGUCUGGGUUGAAGAAAAUGGGCGAAAUUGAAGUUGCAAUCCGAUUUGUUUGUCCAUCACUGUUACCAGAAACAUGUGCUGUUUAUGGGCAGCCAGUAUUACCAAAGAUGCAUUAUCUACGCCCACUUGGGGUGGCUCAACAAGAGGCAUUGAGAGGAGCAGCUAUCAAAAUGGUUGCAGCAUGGUUAGCUCGAUCCGAGCCACCGUUGGGUCCAGAGGUAGUUCGGUAUAUGUUGGAUGCAGAUUCUCACACAUGGAGCAUGAGGAAGAGUAAGGCCAAUUGGUUUCGCAUAGUAGCCGUGUUAGCUUGGGCUGUUGGAUUAGCAAAAUGGUUGGAUGACAUUAGAAGGUGGAGAAACCCAGUAACAACCAUACUAGUCCAUGUUCUCUACUUGGUGCUAGUUUGGUAUCCAGAUUUAAUCGUCCCCACCGGGUUUCUCUACGUCUUCUUGAUCGGUGUAUGGUAUUAUCGGUUCAGGCCUAAAAUACCUGCAGGUAUGGAUACCCGUAUCUCCCAAUCAGAAACAGUAGACCCGGACGAACUGGACGAGGAAUUCGACACAAUACCAAGUUCAAAACCACCCGAAAUAAUUCGGAUGCGGUAUGACAGGUUGAGAAUAUUAGCAGCAAGGGUCCAAACAGUUUUAGGUGAUUUUGCAACCCAGGGAGAAAGGGUCCAAGCAUUGGUAAGCUGGAGGGAUCCAAGAGCGACGAAAUUGUUCAUAAUCGUGUGCCUAAUUAUAACAAUAGUGUUAUAUGCAGUGCCACCAAAAAUGGUAGCAGUUGCCCUUGGAUUCUACUUCCUGCGCCAUCCCAUGUUCAGGGACCCAAUGCCACCUGCCACUUUGAAUUUCUUUAGAAGACUUCCAAGUUUAUCUGACCGUUUGAUGUAGUAGACACAGUCACUACACUCUGCUGAUUAAAUAAAAAUUAGUCAACAAUUCUUUUGAAAAAUUGUGAAGAAAAGAGAGCUUGUGUGUGAAAAACUCCCUUUUUUUCCACAAUGGUGGGGGGUUUCAUUACAAACAUGGGAAGAAGUGAAAAGUGUAGGGUGAAGGGGGCAAGUUGGGAUGAUUGACUUUAACUGUUGGAAAAGUAAAAAAAAAAGGAGAGGAGCCAUGGGGGCUAGAUUGAAGGGGGUGAGAUUUUUGAUAGGACAAGAUUAUUUUUUGAUGUAAUUUUGUCGUGAAAAGUAUUGACAUUGGUUUCUAUUCCACGAAUAUAAAAAUGGAAGAUAAUGAUAUCUUUCUUUUACUGCAUU
Molecule: messenger RNA, 3593 nt
Organism: Solanum verrucosum
Lineage: Eukaryota; Viridiplantae; Streptophyta; Magnoliopsida; Solanales; Solanaceae
Product: protein QUIRKY
Exons: 1
Coding region: 82-3225 (1047 amino acids)
Source: RefSeq, a predicted model, not a curated record